Ceutorhynchus assimilis (cabbage seed weevil) is the source of this 858-nucleotide messenger RNA. NCBI's taxonomy places the organism in Eukaryota, Metazoa, Arthropoda, Insecta, Coleoptera, Curculionidae. The record is from the annotation of a GenBank genome assembly.
CGAUGACGUCUUGACGUUUACUUGCUUUUUCUUCUAACCUCACUUUUGUAAUUUUUCAACUUUUAUUUUUCAAAAUUAUUUUAAUGAAUUAAAAAUUCCAAUUUACCAUAAUACAAAAUGACUCUAUAUCAUUUUGGAAAUUGUGUAGCGCUCGUAUACGUUCCCUAUUACCUUGCCUACAAACAUUCAGGCCUAUCCGAAUAUGGGGCUUUUUGGAAAUGCGUACAAGCUGGAAUGAUUUAUAUGUUCACACAACUAAUAAAAAUGAUGGUACUUGCCACCUUUUUUCCUGAUAACGUUGAAGAAUUUGGUAGCUAUUUGAUUGGGGACUUUUUUAAAUAUACUGUAGAUAUAGCCGAUUUAGUAGGUUUACAUUUUGUUCUCGAUGGUAUUCCUGGUAAAGGACAUAGUAAAGUUCUUACAGCAGGAAUCGGAUGGGCCACUGCAGAGGUUAUCUUAUCUAGAGCUCUUCUAUUGUGGGUUGGAGCACGUGGAGCAGAAUUCGACUGGAUAUACAUCCAAAAAUGCCUGGAAUCCAACAUCCUUCUUGUCCAACACAUUGCCACAGCGACUUUGAUAUGGCUAAGGUCAAGACACAACUUGAAUAACAAUUUAAAAACUGUUGUCACUAUUUUAUUAGUAUUAAGCUGCUAUAAGUCUUUAUUGUUCGAGUCUUUAAUACACAUUUUAAAACUUGGCACUUGGCUGGGAUUGGUUGUUAAAGGGGCAUUUACUUUGGCUUAUGGGCUGUUUAGUUUGAGUAUUUAUGCAGGAAUGGCGGAGCUUAUGGGGAUUUAUUGAAUAAUAUUUAGUGAUUUCUUUAUAAAUGGUCUAAUAAAUAAGUAAUUAAUACAAAGG